Messenger RNA from Podarcis lilfordi (Lilford's wall lizard), 23507 nucleotides. Lineage: Eukaryota; Metazoa; Chordata; Lepidosauria; Squamata; Lacertidae. The record is from the annotation of a GenBank genome assembly.
CGGGCUGGUGAGCCCCAGUGGCUUACUCGGCGUCUAGACGGCGUGCAGCUCUUUCUCUCGCGCGCAUCUCUGGGCUGCCGCGGACCAGGAGGAAGGCAAUCGCUGCCGCCAAGCCCUCGAUGCAAGCUUGACUUUUUUAUUUAUUUAUUUUUUGGAGGGGGGGAAGGCUCCCCCACCACCAAAAAGAACCCAUUUCGAAAAGAGAACCCAAAAGUGGAAGGAACUGCAGCAAAACGAUCUCUGAGCUGACUUGGGUACGUGGAUUUUCUUAAAACUGCUUUUUUUUUUCCUCGCGGAAAGCGCAGAAAGUGCUUAAGAUGCGCGCUCGAGGGUCGACUUUUUGGCAGAUGUAGGUGAGGGGGGGUUGCAUGGGGAGAGAUGCGGGAUGCGUUUUGUUUUGGAAGGCGGAAAAAGAACUUUGUAGUGCACGGAUUACAGCGCGUCGCUUUGUGCCCGGGGUGCUCUUGCACGGUGAAAAGUUGGCUGUGCAGGAGAUCGGGGCGGGGGCGGUUAUAUCUUUGGGCUGGGCAAGCCUCUACUCCGGAAAGUUUUUUUCUGCAAAAUGGGAAGGAAGGGAAGGCUAGGUAUAGACACUGUUUAAUGUAUGCAUUCUAAAUCCAGGACUUGAUGCGCAGCGGACCCUUGCAGAUCUAACUCGUUUAUCUUGGUGCAUCUUAGGGGGUGAACAGAACUCGGUCCUUAAAUUUAAACCCCACGGAGUUUCUCAUGAUUGGCUCCUAAGUAGGUGUGUCUCGGCUUGCAGCCUUCGAAAAGUUGCUCUAAGGUGGAGUCAGUGCGUUACCAGGAUCUGCAGGGCUGCUCAUUUUCAUAGAGCAAACAUUAAACCUGACGUUACGUUGGCAGCUUCUGAAAGCUGUCCCGCAUAUGGCUCCUAGGUAUAAUUGACUCAGAGGACGUCGUUAACUGAGGGGGAUAAAAGUGAUGCAAGCAAAUAUUGAAAUGAAAUAAACGCAGGAGAAUUAUUUCUGAAUUUCAAUCAAACUGAAAAAAUAUAUAUGAGCCAAUGAGGAAGGUGUGAAAUGAUGUAUUGGGGCAUGUCCCCGCCCCCCCCGCCCCCGUGGUAUGUAUUGAAGGAGAUGUUGGCUUUUUUGUACUGGAAAAGCGCAAGGAUAUUGGAUUUGCAGGGUUGGGGGGGUGGACUGGGUUUGGGCUAAGGAAACUAGAAUGAUGCACUUGUUUCAAGUGUUCAGGGAGCCCACAUUUGCAUUUUAAAGGAUGAAGUUGCAGUAACCUGAGCUUGUGGGAGUUUUGGCAGGUGUGUGCUGGUGAGUUUUAAGAGGUGGGUUUUGCUUUAUAUAUGUAUAUUUAAACCUCGAUUGUGACAGCCGUGUAAUCUGACGGGGGGGGGGGAGGAUCUUCUGGGGCAAAAGUUUAAUGGCGUCUGAUUUGGAAGGAAAGCGAGUUUGCAUUGCGGGAAGGCAACCUGGUGGACGUUUGAUAGCCAAAAAUACAAUGUGCAGCCAGCCUCAGUGGGCUCUGAAUAAUGAAGACUGUUCCCUUGCAAAGUUCCCUUGCAAGGCUGGUAACAUGGUUUGGUUUUUGUAAUACUCCGUAUUUUGGAGAGGGGGAAAUAAAUAAUGAGUUCCAUCUUUGUUGAGGUCGCCACUGAUUUGUUUAGACACCUGCAGCUCUCCAGUGAGGCAGAAGUUUCCUUUAUCAGGCUGAAUGUGCCCGCCCCCCCACCCCACCCCCACCCCCGUGUACAGGUUUCUCCAUGACUUCAAGUUUAUUUCCUUAUUCUGAGGCCACCAAGGAAGAGCUCUUUGUGCCAGAUUCUUGUCUGCGUGAGGUAAAGCCUUUGCAGAGUGUCCCCGAGGACAUUUGAUCCUAAUCGGGUUGGAGAAUUUUUUUGUAAAGCCAAUUGCUGGUCCUGUCCUUGUUUCCUGAACGCAGAAAUCCCUCUUCAAGAUGGAAAAGGGUGGGGUGGGGGGACCUGUUUGCAUGCAAAGCGUGCAGAGGGAAGAUUUUGAAGCACCCUCUUAUCCAUCUAAUUUCUUCCCCCUCCUUCUCAAAAAGAGAUGCUCUUCUUUCAAUAAUAAUAGUAAGUUUUGAUUUGCAAAGCAGCUUGCUGUCAGCACAGGUGGUGUGGAGCGUAAAUCAGGGAGGGCUCCUCCGCCAUGGCCUCUUUCAUGUGGCUUCUCAGGGGCUUGCAGUUACUGGCAUGUUCUGAGCAACAGGUGCGGCAUCAAAUUCAAGCACCUGGCACCGUUUUUUUCACAGCUACCAGGGUCUCCUCCUGUUUCUAAGUUGGUGCGCUAGACUUCAAAGGCUGAGGAGCCAGAUCACUGCGGGUUUCAUUUUUUGUCACGGUUCCAAAUUCAUCACUGGCACCUUCUUUUCCGGGCCACAUCAACUUUCUGCACGUAAGAUGGUGAAAACCUGAAAAACCUAGGUGCGUGAAUCAGUUGAGUCUAUCAGCUGCAAUUAUAAAAUGGGGGAUUUCAUCAUAGUUUAAUAUGAGCUCAUCCUGUGGAAGUGGUGUUCAAUAACGAGGAUGCCAUCCCGAAGAUGUCUGCUUGGUCUGUUUUGUUUUACUGGAAUUAAAAUAACAAAGAAUGUGGUUUACUAAAAAAAGAAAAAAGAAGUCCCUUUGGAUUCAGUGGUAAAGAUGCGUGUAGCCCCAGUUACAAAAGGGACCUGUUACUUUCAUUACAUCUCAUCCAAAUACCCUCCAGAAAUUGCUGUUGGCAGGCUAAAGCAAGGGGCAAAUUAUCUGACAAUCAGAACUAGGAAAAAUCCCAGGUGGCUGAUCUGGGCUUCUUGAAAUCUGAUGUUGACAGCUCAAUAACUUUGUGUCUGGUUUCUAAUUAUUGGAAGCUUGUGUGUGUGUGUGUGUCUUGUUGACAGCAUGGAGUACAGAGUUGAUUGCCAUGUCGACUUCUUCAGAAGUCUUUCAGGCAUAGCUUUCCUCAUCAUGCCAUCCAUGUAACUGUAUGAAGCUUCACCUGUUUGAUUUCUGCCUUCUGCAUAGCUGUUAAAGGCAUGGGGAGGGGAGUGUGUGGCCACCAUCUAUAAUACCACUAGAUAGUUGUACAUCUAGGUUGGAAUCAACCUAGACCCACCUCCUUCAGGUGGGCUUGAGCACAAGCAAUUAUUUCCAGCAGUUAUUGCUGGAACGUCUUGGCCAAUAAACAGUGGGGGUUUCUUCCAUAGAGUGGGACGAUAACCUCACCCAUAUGUUCCAAACCAACAGUAAAAUUGCACUUGUUGUUCCAAGCCCCCUUGAUAUCUGUAAGCCAUCUUAGCUUUAAAACAUGCAUGAGCAUCAGCAGCUACUGUUUUCGGUUCUGAAGUUAGGAACCCUUCCAUGGUUAAUUUGCACCAACAUAAUCAUGUGCAGAGACAGCGAUCUAUCCUUACUGUUUUGGCUUUCCGGCAGGGGGUGCUCUUGAGCAGUCUGGUCUGUAAACGCAGGGAGUAUUUUAAGCAAGGAGCUAGUAGGUCAUAUUGUUAGUGCUCAGUUGAUUUCUCUAAACUAGGGGUAUGAAAUCUUUCGCCCCCUCCAUACACUAGCCAGCAUAGCCAAUGCUGUGGGCAUUCAGAUUUUCUGACCACUGUUGGGGAAAGUUUGCUGGGCUUGAGCGAUGAUCUGCCUAACCCAGAACAACUACACCAAUGUAGAUUUGUGUACACACACACACACACACACACACACAAGCAUUAAUCCUCAGGCUAACUCUGAAAUAACUCCAAACUAAUGAGAUUUAUCCAGAUGUGCUUCAAGGUAGUUUAUGCUUCCUGGUGUCUGUCUUUCUCUGAAACAAGGAACGUGGAGGCACGGCACCUGAAUGCCCAAGCUGUGAAAUGCAGGAGAAGCCAACUUGUACCAAGAUAUGUCCGUCUGCAAAAAUUUUUAAAAAGCAAACAAGCCCAUGAAUGUACAAGAGGUAGCCGUGCCUCCGUUGCUUGUUUGUGAUGUGCCACAGAAGCCAUUUGUGUUUGGGAAAACAACAAGGCUCUGGAAAGGGCUGGCUGAGCUGGAGAGGUGAAUGCGUUGUUAUGGAAAGACUGCACCCAUUAACUGUUCUUGGACGGCUGGGGAGGGCUGUGUGUGAGAAGCAGUACACAGGGUGCCGUUGCACACAGGCAAAGCAAGCUCCUGGCAUUUGGAGCCUCUGUUGGAGGCAAAUGUGCAACUUACAAGCCCCCAUUGGAUGCUAUGAGUCCCUUAGUGCAACACACAAAUGCCCGGUUUUCCCAUACAGUGGUACCUCGGGUUACAUACGCUUCAGAUUACAGACUCCCCUAACCCGGAAAUAGUACCUCGGGUUAAGAACUUUGCUUCAGGAUGAGAACAGAAAUCGUGCUCUGGUGGCACAGCGGCAGCAGGAGGCCCCAUUAGCUAAAGUGGUCUUCAGGUUAAGAACAGUUUCGUGUUAAGAACGGACCUCCAGAACGAAUUAAGUACGUAACCAGAGGUACCACUGUAGUUCAGUUGGCUGGUCCCUGAGGCUGGUCCCUGAGACAAAAGGUGUCUUUCUGUAGCAUCCCAAAGAGCAAGGUGAAAUCCUACUCUGGGAAAGAGUUGCAGAACCUCUGCUGGUUUAUCCAAACCGCUCCGUAGAAACAUAAAAGUAGAACCCUAGAAAUUAUUGAACCUAAUGCAGCCAUGCACAUUCAUUUAAAUAGGUCUGCUCUGAGUGCAACUUAGCUGAAUACAGCCCUACGUUUUGGCAGCAGGAUAGCAAUCUGCCCUGACAUAAACAAGGUUGUGAGAAUAGUCUUCGUUGUUAAAACCUGUGACUAUCUACCCCGUGUCAUGCUGGUAACAGUCAUAAAGGGGAUGAACUGUGGGUGUGGUAUUGCCGACAUGUUUUGCAUGCCACCUGGCCAGGAAAGCCCUUGCUGCCCUGCUUUUCUGCCUUGAGCAAAAAUCGUACACUAGCAUCGAGCAUGUCACCUGCUCAGUAUUUAUACAUCAACACUGCUGGAAGGUACGGCUAUGGUGGCUGGUUGGAAGGGCUGCUAGAGCGAAUAAAGGGGACAAAACCCAUUGCACAAGCUAGCAGCCCUGUUUGCAUCCAGAAAAUCUCCUGUGCUACCUUUCGAAAGCUCUUCAUACAGAGAAGAUAGUAAGCAAAUGUAUGGAACCUCUACAGAAGGCAAGUGUAGAGCUGUGAGAUUCCUUUAGAGUCUAUGGGGCAGGGCAGGAGUUGCAGGGAGUAUUUCCUGACCCCUGAAUUGUCCAAAUUUAGUGUGUUUUCAGAGCAUUGUCAAUGAUGCGUUCCCUUUUCCUGGACCUGUGACGGCUGCUUGUCUCACCUGAGUAGAUCAACCUCUGGACCUGGGGUAGCCAAGGUGUACUAACUUCUUGGUGAUGUUAGACACCAGCAACAUCAGCCCCAGCCAGCAGCCAGCAUAGGCAAGGGCCAGGCAUGAUGGGAAUUGGAGCCCAGCAACAUUAGGAGGGGACCACAUUGCCUAUCCCUCCUCCAUGGGACUCCUUCAGUCUAUAGACAGAAAUAGCAAUAGAAAGUUAGCAUUAUCUGUCACACCAUUCGACUGAUGCUCUCACCUUGCAGCCUUCUUUCCCUGUUCCUCCUUUUGCUAAGAGGCCCCCUUGUUUGAGAAGCCCCAGUGGUAUUGGCUGUCAUCUUGUGCUCUGCCAUCCCAGCCGCAAUCCCUGAGAUUUGAUCUCCAGCGAGUGUAAUGGAACUAUCUCGAUUUGUACUACCAAGGGAGAUGGCCCUCUUGCAUUUGCAGACGUCAGGCCUUCCUCUGGGGGGGAAGAGAGCUAAUAAAUACUAUGUCACAAGAAAGAGCCCAGGGUAGCAUCUGUUGCUGUGUUAGAGCACUGUAAAUCCUAACAAGCUUUAACAAUUAAGUACCAGGGUUCUAUUUUUAGGGCAGCAGAAUAACGAGCCUAUGUGGCAGCAAGGAAGCUGGGAGUGUGGCAGCACACUGGUAUCAAGCAGAGAAGGUUCUUCUUUAGAAAGCAAUCGAUUGGGGCUAGCCCACCCACUCGUUGGGCAAAUGGAACCUUUGGCCCUGAUCAGUGUUCAAAAUUAGCCAGGCGCAUUUUGCACCUGGCUAACGGCCACUUGCAACCAAUUGAAGAUGCCUGGGUGCCAGGAAGGCGCCUGACAUUUCCAUCAUCUGGAGGUUUGUGCCUGGGGAUCACUGGAUCUUGACUGUUUUUACACGCUAAUACCACAUCCUGUAGAUUUCUAUCAGUUAUAUUUUAUCUGCACAAUCGGCAUGAAGUUCAGGAGCCGAAAUGCUUUUUCUGUGCAGCCUGAGCUGGAGCAGUGAACAAUCUUGUAGUUAAAUGCUGUGGCUUGUCUUCAGUUACCCCACCCCACUGCCUUGCUCACAGUUAGGGAGAAUAUUCUUACGUUAUGAAUGGUCUGUGUCACCAUUCAGAAAAAGAGGUCGGAAUAGGCCAAUAUAUAUGUGGGCUGUCCCUGGAUCAAGUGACUUUCCUUCUUUAAGUUCUCAAAAGUUCUUCAGCUAUCUCAAGGUUGUCUUCUGAUGUAGCCAGAUGUUUAGCUGACAAUCCAUCACGGUCAGUCCAUCGUUUGAAAAAUUAGAGCCGUCUUGCCCCAAAAUGGCAACUAGACAUUCCGCUUUGGUGGCUGUAAUCUUGGAUUAAGAGAGCCUAGUUUAUAGAUCUGAAUUUCUAACACUGGUGAUAGCAACUCCCUUGCAGAUGCCACUGGAGUGGCAAACUGUUAGAAACCCUGGGGGCUGCUUCUGCCACUUCCUGCCCUGGAAGGAAUUGUGUUGCGAAGGUCGACAUUUGGGUGCCCAUUCAGGUAAGAAGAAGAAGAAGAAGAGUUUGGAUUUGAUAUCCCGCCUUUCACUCCCCUUCAGGAGUCUCAAAGCGGCUAACAUUCUCCUUUCCCUUCCUCCCCCACAGUAAACACUCUGUGAGGUGAGUGGGGCUGAGAGACUUCAGAGAAGUGUGACUGGCCCAAGGUCACCCAGCAGCUGCAUGUGGAGGAGCGGAGACGCGAACCCGGUUCCCCAGAUUACGAGACUACCGCUCUUAACCACUACACCACACUGGCUCUCAUCCUGUUUCAGUUCAGUGGGAGAACCUUCUUUUCCAGAGGCCGGCUGAACCAACAGCAGCUUAACAGAGGGAUUGUGGUUCUGACCGGUCCGUAGCCGCAGUUGUCCCAGUACCACUGCAACCAAAGAGGAGUUUGUUUCCCACCAAGGGGAGCUCUUUAACCUUGUCCUUGGAACUCUGCGUAUCUCUGCAUUCCGUAAUCCUUUACUGCCCAUUAAAGCAGAAGCUCCUUCACCAAACAGAAUCUAACCUUUAAAGGUCUGUGAUAUGAAUGACAUUAUCAACUUGCCGCAACUUGCUUACUGUCUUGGUUUUCGCCUGGGCCAAAAACUCCUGUUACGUCUCCUCUUCCAUAGGGCGGGGGGACAUUUGCUGCUAAACCCCCACAGAGCGUACUUUCAGCAUGAGGGUGCCUCUUGGGGGGUAAAGGCAGUUCCCCCACCCUGAUUUAUUGUAUCUUGUUUGUGCCAGUGCUUAAAUUGCUGCCCAGCUUGAGCCUCAAGAGAUAAGGACAGCCCUUCAGAAGAAGCACUUUUUUAAGGUCAAUGUGAGCAGUGAUCAGGCAAAGGUGUGACUCAACAGAUAAUCCUUUUUUUUUUUCUUUUUUUACAAUCUUCCUCUUCAUUACGUGCAUGAGAGAUGCAUGGAGCAAUAAUGUCUCUCAAGCUUUCUCCCUCCUAGAAUCAGCCAACCGUAAAUCUUACGAAAUAAGUAAGUUUUGCAAAACGACAGCAUUCUCUUCUCAGUUUUGUAGGUGUGCUGUCCAUCUUUAAGGGGGGUAGGAAGCGAAAAGAAAAAUGCAUGUGAGCUACUUACUGUUAGUGAUGUCUGACUAUGGAUUAUAGUUUCCAAGUCCAGCUCUUUUCUUGAUAGGAAGGAAACGGCCUAAUAUCCGAGAGCACUUAAGUCCACACUGUUGUUACGUUCCACACUUUGGAUUGUGGGAAUAUUGAGAGACCCGGAAUCGGGGAAGAUGAGGACGAAAGGAAAAGCCGAAGGUCUGGAGAUGGACUUGGGAAGUCCCAAGCAUUGCGUCAUCUCGAAACAACACCAGUCGAGGACUUGAGUCCUGCCUCAGUACCUUGGUAGUCUUACCUGUUUAAAACCAAAGCUGUGGGCUCUGUGUCCCUCCCAGUGUGGUUAGACUCCCCACCAGCCCUUGCCCAGUAAUUCCUGGAUUUAUGGGAGUUGUGCGCCAGCAACAUCUGUAGGGUCACAGUUUCCCCAGCCCUGGCUCAAACCCAUUUGGAUAAUUACAUUUUGCGUUUGGAAUAAAAAGUUCUUAAAACUUCUACCCAUGCUCCUUUGCUGUCCCUUCACUUCCAGAAUAUGACUCCUUGCACAAAUGCCUUUUGAGAGCCAGUGUGGUGUAGUGGUUAAGAGCGGUAGUCUCGUAAUCUGGGGAACCGGGUUCGCGUCUCUGCUCCUCCACAUGCAUCCAAACUCUCCAGAGUGGGGGGGAGGAAGGGAAAGGAGAAUGUUAGCCGCUUUGAGACUCCUUAAAGGGAGUGAAAGGCGGGAUAUCAAAUCCAAACUCUUCUUCUUCUUCUUUUGGCAUCUCCAUUUUGUCCUCAACCAGCAGGAGUGACGCCCAAAUGGGAGCCAGUGUGGUGUAGAGGUUAAGAGCGAUGGACUUGUAAUCUGGUGAACCGGGUUCGCGUCUCCGCUCCUCCACAUGCAGCUGCUGGGUGACCUUGGGCUAGUCACACUUCUCUGAAGUCUCUCAGCCCCACUCACCUCACAGAGUGUUUGUUGUGGGGGAGGAAGGGGAAGGAGAAUGUUAGCCACUUUGAGACUCCUUCGGGUAGUGAUAAAGCGGGAUAUCACAUCCAAACUCUUCUUCUCCUCCUCCUCCUAUUUAUUUAUAUUUCAUCCCCUCUCUCUCCCCUCACUCAUCCAUCUGUGGAACGUUCUCCCUCAGGAGGUUGUGGGUUCUCCUUCCUUGGAGGCUUUUAAGCAGAGGUUGGAUGGCCAUCUGUCAUGGAUACUUAAACUGAGGUUCCUGCAUUGCAGCGGGUUGGACUAGAUGACCCCAGGGUCCCUUCCAACUCUCCAAUCUAUGAUCCCUAUCCAAAUGCCCGCACUGGUGAGCCAGCUUCAGGCAGACCACAUGGCCCUCCUCAAGGAAGUAAAUAGUGUGAAUAAGCAUACCCAUUCCCUUAAGGAGCAUGUGUUUUCUCCUGCAAGCUGCUAGGCAUGCCUCGUGGGUCCUAUAUAAGCUGGCUGUUUGGGGGUGGCUUUGCUGGAGGUGGGGCGAUGUGAUUUUUGUUUUCCUCCUUGCCUCUGAAGCUCAUCCUCUGUUGGCACAAGCCAGGAUCAUCGUCCCAGCUUCAAAGUUAAAAGGAUCUUGUGUUGGUUGGUUGCCCAGUUGUGCUGUCGGUUGCAUUCUCCGCAUUACCAAGGAAACUGUUGCCUAAGGCUUGUGCCCACAGCAGGUUCCCAGCAAAUUUGUGCGAGGUGGAAGAAUAAGAGUGGAAAUGAGCUCACCCAGCUGCAUGCCUCCUAUUAGGCAAGGAACAAUAAACAUCGCCCACGCACAACAGUCAUGAUGCAGACAACAGGAGGGUCUUUCCUAUUGUGUCUUUCCACCCAGUGAUCAUGCACCUGUUGGAUAUCAGCUCAGACAGCUAGGAAAUAAAUCCUUUAAGAAUUCUGGUGCCUUUUCAACAAAAAUGACCAUCGCCAUGCACAAUGCCCCAUAACCAGCUAGAUCUACAGACCUUGUUCUUGCUGUUAGCCAGGGGUGUCAGAGACUAGAUGUUGCAAAAGAGCGAACCCUGACAGUUCUCUUUUAAGUUGGAUAGUUGGCUGCAUGUCGCAUCUGCCUCUAGUCGACAGUGGCAGCCAGUAAAAUGCAGGCGCCGUGCAUUUUACAAAGGCAAAUGGAGGUGUUUUCAUUUAACCCAAAGUGCUGUUAUUACCCCAAGGAGAUGCGUAUCUCUAGGAAUGCCCAGAGUUUGUGCUUGGCUCUGUUUCCUGCUUAUUUGUUUAUUAAAUUUACAGUGGUACCUCGCAAGACGAAUGCCUCGCAAGACAAAAAACUCGCUAGACGAAAGGGUUUUUUGUUUUUUGAGCUGCUUCGCAAGACGAUUUUCGCUAUGGGCUUGCUUCGCAAGACGGAAACGUCUUGCAAGUUUGUUUCCUUUAUCUUAACACCGUUAAUACAGUUGCGACUUGACUUCGAGGAGCAACUCAUAGAACGCGGUGUGGUAGCCUUUUUUGAGGUUUUUAAAGACUUUGGUGAUUUUUGAAGCUUUUCCAAAACUUUCCCGACACCGUGCUUUGCAAGACGAAAAAAAUCGCAAGACGACAAAACUCACGGAACGAAUUAAUUUCGUCUUGCGAGGCACCACUGUAUAUAUCGCCCUUCAUCCGAAGAUCCCAAAAUGGUUCGCAAGGUGAAAAUACAGGAUAAAAUUUCCUACAAAUUUCCUUCCUCCCAUGAACAAAAGGUGCCCCACAAAUGUGUAAAGGCCUCUUUUGAGCAGAGGACUCCUUUGCAUGAAUGAAAAAGGCUGGCAUGCCUACAUGUAUGGGAAACUGAAGAAACUGUUUGCAUGAAUGGGGGCCAAGAUGAGAUGAGCACACCGCUCAUGUGAGCAGGGCAGGCCUUACCAUUGGGCAUAACAAGUCGGCAAUCGCUGGGGGCAGCAGCAAGGUGUUGGAGAACCAGGCUCUUGUGUGUCGUCUGACACCCCCCAGCAACCCUCCAGCUACCCUCAGAUGCUUCACCUAUAUUGUCAGGAUGCAGGAUUCAGCUGCUGGUCCUGUUAGCAUCUAUGCCUGUUGUUGGGGACAAGGGGUAGCAUCUGUCCCUUGCUUCAGGUAGCCCAAACGUCUUGGGCCAGCUCUGUUUGUAAGGGCACUCGCCAGCAACAACAUCUGUUAGGCGGUGCUUGCUUUUCCCCUUCCGCUUUCAUAGCAGCCAUUUAGCCACUGACCUCUCCUGCUAACCAGCUACUGAACGUGUCUCAAGACUAGGAACACCCACCUUGCCAGCUGUUGGCUGGCACCCUUUGAGACUGGGUGGGUGGGAGGCCAACAGCAGGUGGAGCUAGAGAGUCAACAGCAGGUGCAGGCAGGGCUAAUGACAGGCAGAGCCAACCAGUGUUGCCCCUACAGAGUUCUACAAUGGGACAACGCUGAAAUUAAAGAGGAAGACGACAACAAGCAAUACCACUCGCCUGGGCUGUGCAUAAGGCGUGGGGCUGGCUGAGGUUACACUGAGAUUGGUGGGGCAGUGCCCCCGUUUCCCUAAUGGGCCAGCUGCUCCCUCUCAGAGGAUAUUAUAUGACCGACUAUCCCAUAACUGACAGCCGACUCUCUUCUCUUUUCCCUUUCCCCUCCCCUUUGCUCCUAGAGAUGCCCUGUAUCCAAACCCAAUAUGGGACCUUGCUUCAGAGCGGAGGCCCCUGUGAGCGCUACCCAGCGGACCUCUUGACCCCCGAGCUUGGCAAACCCACCAUGGACCUGGUUAACACAGAGAUCACUGCCGCCGCCACCUCUCUGCCCAGCUUCAGCACCUUCAUGGACAAUUACACCGGUGAAUUCGACGCUUUCCUCUACCAGAUCCCAGCUGCCAACCCCACGGCCGCCUCCUUCAAGCUGGAGGAUUUCCAAGUGUACGGCUGCUACCCCGGCUCCUUCAGCAGCCAGCUGGACGAGACGAUGUCCUCCAGCGGCUCGGACUAUUACGGCAGCCCCUGCUCCGUCCCUUCCCCUUCCACGCCAAGCUACCAGACUUCCCAGGGGCCAUCUUGGGAGAACUCCUUUGGGGCCUAUUCCCCCACGCACGCCUACGAGGGCAUGAGGUCUUGGGCGUCGGCAGCAACGGAGCCUCCCAAAAGUAGUUCCACCCAGCCCUCCUACUUCUCCUUCGGCCCCUCGGCUCACAGCCCCGGGGUCCCUCCACAGAGCCCCCUGAAGAUGCAGCCGCCCACCCACCAGCACUUGGUGGACGGAGACGUCUUCUCUCUCCCACAACCUUCUUCGUCGGUCAGCUUUUCCCCUUUGCCGCUCAGCCAGGCCUCGCCGGUCCUGGACGGCUCCGGCUUAAUGGACAGUUCGCUCUCGCCCAGCAAGGCGCGCAGCCCAGGGUCCAACGAGGGGCGCUGUGCCGUGUGCGGAGACAACGCCUCGUGCCAACACUAUGGUGUUCGGACCUGCGAAGGCUGCAAGGGGUUUUUCAAGGUAAGAACAACAACUUUCUGGCUCGCCCUCAAAACUGAGAAAAUUCUCAUGUUCUGCUGGUGGUGUUUUUCAGGCUAUAUCUAUGUUUAAUGCACUGAAGUCCCCCUCCCCAAAGGAUUCUGGGAAUUGUAGCUUGCUAUGGGUGCUGGGAAUAGCUCUAUGAAAGAGUAAACUAUAGUUCCCAUGAUACUUUUUCUUUUAAAAAAGGGAGAGUCACAUGCUUUAAAUGUAUGGGGUGUGCAUCUGUCUGCUGGAUGCUGCUAGGAAAGGCAUUCCAGUCCUCCAUGUGUCUCUAGAGGCAGUGCAAAGCAUGCUGGGACUUUUUGGAGGAGGAGGAGGAGGAGAGAGAGGGAGGAAGCCUCUGCUGUUGACUGCUACAGGGAUGAGUCAUCGGACCUUUCCCUGGCCUCUCCGAAUAAAGGAGGUCUUUGUGAGAGCUCUCUGUCCCCUCACAGGGGUAGGUGGCAAGAGCAUUUUUGGAAGGUUGGAGAUGAGCUUUCUGCAGGCUACGGGACCUUUAGGAAGCCCUCCGUCUCUCUGAAAAGUUCGCAUUUGUUCCAUCUAGUAACUUUCCACAGCUAAACCCACAACAGCUAGGAAUGGAGUGCAGAAUUCCUUUCUGCUGUAAGCAGCAGUCUGCACACACAAGUAAAUAGACCAGAGCAGGCAUGAGUGGGAGGGGGGCCUGUGGCCCUCCAGAGGUUGUGGGACUCCAACUUCGAUCGGCCCCAGCCAGCCUGGCUCAGUGGUCAAAGAGAUGAUGGGAGUUGUAGUCCAACAAUAUCUUGAGGGCCAUAUGCUACUUGUCCCUGGACUAGGCCCUGGCUCUUAGCUGAAAGUUCAGGGAGAUGCUUAAGUAGCCAAGCAGUCUCUACGUAUUAAGCCCUCAGUAUGAUCUCCUGGGACGCGGGUGGCACUGUGGGUUAAACCACAGAGCCUAGGACUUGCUGAUCAGAAGGUUGGCAGUUCGAAUCCCCGCGACGGGGUGAGCUCCCGUUGCUCGGUCCCUGCUCCUGCCAACCUAGCAGUUCGAAAGCACGUCAAAGUGCAAGUAGAUAAAUAGGUACCACUCCAGCGGGAAGGUAAACGGCGUUUCCAUGUGCUGCUCUGGUUCACCAGAAGCGGCUUAGUCAUGCUGGCCACAUGACCCGGAAGCUGUCCCUCGGCCAAUAAAGCGAGAUGAGCGCCGCAACCCCAGAGUCGGUCAUGACUGGACCUAAUAGUCAGGGGUCCCUUUACCUUUAUUGAUCUCCUGGCCAAGAAAGACCUACCCUGAUUCCGGUUCUGAGAAUUCAGCAGGGGAAUUCUGAGAACAUCCUCAUCCCUGCAAAUCUUCUCUCUGGAGUUAAGUUGAUUUAAUAUAUGUAUUCGUCUUAUAAUAGAUAAUAGAACCAUAGAGUUGGAAGGGACCCUGAGGAACAUCAAGUCUGACCCCCUGCUACGUAGCUGUCCCAUACAGGGUUCGAACCUGCAGCCUUGGCGUUAUCAGCACCAUGCUCUAACAACAAAUACUGCAGUCGCUAAACAGCAAGAACAAAUUAAUCAAACACAGUAGCGUAUAGACCAAGCAACAACAAAUUAAUGAAAACAAUUUAAUUGGAUUAACUGUAUUAACUCUGGAGUAAGUGCCUGUGGCCAGGAGAAGACUGGUCUACUAACAACACAACCCUCCUCCCCAUUUCCUAACGUUCCCACUUCUACUGUAGUUUUGGAAAAUUAUAAACAUAUACAUUUAGAAGCUUGGAGAUGAUAAAUUUCAGGACACAAAACUUCAAUGACAGAGGAGUAGGGAGGGGGUUAGUGAACACAAGCAGAUCUUGCAAACCAAACCAAGAGGGCUUUCUGGUGGUUCCCUCGCUGCGAGAAGCCAAGUUACAGGGAACCAGGCAGAGGGCCUUCUCGGUGGUGGCACCCACCCUGUGGAACACCCUCCCACCAGAUGUCAAAGAGAACAACUACCAGACUUUUAGAAGACAUCUGAAGGCAGCCCUGUUUAGGGAAGCUUUUAAUGUUUAACAGACCACUGUAUUUUAAUAUUUUGUUGGAGGCCACCCAGAGUGGCUGGGGAACCCCAGCCAGAUGGGUGGGGUAUAAAUAAUUUAUUAUUAUUAUUAUUAUUAUGAAUUAUUAUGGAUCCUGACAUUUUCUACAAGAGAAGCAGUGUCUGAACACCCUCCUGUAAGUCUAGGUACUUAAAAGCAGCAGAUAUAUCUGUACUACAAACCUGUUUUGUUUAGCACCACUUGAAGUCUCGUGGCUCCUUCCACGGGACCCGUAGCUUUGCGAAGAUGCUGCAAAGUCAUUUUGUUUGUUUGUUUGUUUGUUUAACUCUUAUAUGCCAAAAUGGCUUCUGAGUCAUUUUACAACUAUGGAAUCCGUUACAAAAUCUAUGCAUAAUUAAAUUACACAGAGCAUUGCAGCAUCUGUCAUUAAAAUGUACAAUAAAUCAAGGCAGUUAAAAAGCAUGAUAAUCAAAACACAGCUGAAACAAUAAGGUCAAGUUCAGGGAAAUGCGUCCCUGAGCAAAUGGGUCUGCAGGAUCCGUCGGAACGCCAAUACUGAUGGGGUCUCUCAUAUCUCGGCAAGGAUAAACGCUGGUGCCACAAGGAUAAAGCCCGUCUCCAUGUUACCACAAGCUAAUAAUCAUCUGGCCGUGGCAAAACUUAACUGGGUUCCAUUUGCUGAUCACAAUGUCCUUACUGGGCAGCGGAGAAGAAGAAAUUCCCUAUGAGAUUCUUAGCUUGCCGUCCCAUUGCACCCAAAGCGACAGAAUAGCUGUGAUACCAACUUGUUUGUGGGUAGACAUGGCCUCAUGCCAAUUGUCAAACGGCCAGAUCUCCGAAUCUGCAAAGCUGUUGGUGGGUGGCUGGGGACAUUUUGAAUCCUGAAACUUUCUGAGCUAAUUCGCUUGGCCAAACUUGAAUGGCAUGGGGGAUCCAUGUUGUCUCUGUCGCUUUGAAGCAGCCAUGUGACCCGUUGCUUGUAGUUCAGGUACUUUACUCCUGUAAAGUAGCCAGGAGGAGGAGGUGGCGGCAUAGUAAAUGCUUGUUUACUUACAAGAUUUACCGUAUUUUUCGCCCUAUAGGACGCACUUUUCCCCUCCAAAAAUGAAGGGGAAAUGUGUGUGCGUCCUAUGGGGCGAAUGCAGGCUUUCGCUGAAGCCUGGAGAGCGAGGGGGGUCGGUGCGCACCAACCCCUCUCGCCCUCCAGGCUUCAGGAAGCUAUCCGCUAGCCGUGGGAGACGCAGCUCUCCCACGGCUAGCGGAGAGCUUGCCGGCACCCAGAAGCUUGGGGCACGCUGAGCUCAGCUCGCCCCAAGCUUCGGGCUUCGCGCAGCGCUCCGCUAGCCGUGGGAGAGCUGCGGGACUUAGCGCAGCUCUCCCACGGCUUGCGGAUAGCAGCCUGUUCUGGGGGCUGGGGUCGGGAGAAGCUCGGGCUUCCCCUGCCCCCGCCCCGCACCUGGGGGGGGAAAUAAAUUUUUUUUCUUUAUUUCCCCCCCAAAAAACUAGGUGCGUCCUAUGGGCCAGUGCGUCCUAUGGGGCGAAAAAUACGGUAUACAAUUUUUGGCUGGGCGUGCAGCAGACCCAACAUUCAGCUGCUUCAAAAUGCUCAGAUCUCUACCCAGAGCUGUUUGAUUUGCAUUUUGAACGGCCCCAUUUGUGGUGUGUGACUUUCUAACUUGUCCCACAGCUGAGAGCUUGAAAUGCGGCUGCUCCAACCUGCCGCCUUUUUAAUGCAUAUUGCAUUAAACUGUUCUCCAGUUGCAUGAAUGCAGAAAGACCCAGAUCUUAUGCAUACCAAACAAAGACCUUUCAGAUUUUUAGUGGUUGAGGUGAGCCAAUUGCAGAUCUUGGAGAGAGAGAGAGAGAGAGAGAGACGCUUCGGUUUCUCUGACAUCAGGCAUUCUCAGUGCCAUUUCCAUCUUUCAUCACCCCAUUUCUGUGGCCUUAUGGUAACAGUACCCACAUGCGGAAAUGUGAAGGCACAGCGGAAGGUGCGUACGAUUUCUGUCGCACCCUUGUGAAACUGGAAACAGCAGGGUUGUAGGAACACUGCAAUAAAUAAAUGGGCUUUUUGUCUUUCUCAACACCGAGCUUGGAGAUGCCCUAUGUGUUUUUGUGCAUGUGUGUGAUGAGUCCUAAAUGUCCCCGCUGCCGUUCUGUCUCCCGUAGCGCACUGUACAGAAGAACGCCAAAUACAUCUGCUUAGCCAAUAAAGACUGCCCUGUGGACAAGAGGAGGAGAAACCGGUGCCAGUUUUGUCGUUUCCAGAAGUGCCUUGCUGUAGGAAUGGUCAAAGAAGGUAAGAGACGUCCCUGUUCGUUGAGUUUGAUGUGCAGGUUAAAGUGUUAAUAAGAUCAGGGGUUUAAUCGGCUUGUGGCUUGUGUUAUUUGCCCAAGGCAAGCACCUUAAUGCGUUUGGUCUUCGCAAUCACUGGCAGAUUUAAAUCUCAUUUUACAGUCAUCAACGUCCAUUGAAGCAGUCAGGAAUAUCUGCUCUUCAGCCGUGAAUUGUCAGAAGGAUUAAGGGGUGAUUAGGUUCUGCGCUGAUGUGAUCUGUGCCACAUUUUGGCAGGGUGCACUAGCUAACAACAGUCUGCUGGUGUCAUUGCCUCGCUCUGGCCAGUGAGAUCUAUAUAAAGGGGUUUGGGGCUUUUUAAGUGUGGGGUCAGGAGCAGAAUUAUUCAGAGCAAAGAGCCAAUGAGACAGGACAUGUAAAUGACUUAGCAUGAGGGGAGGAGAAGCAACUCUUUCGCAAGCUUCCUUUGACUGUCCAAGACCAGCACUUGAGAUUUCAAACAGGCAUGUGGAACCUGCAGCCCCCCAGAUGCUAUGGGACUCCAACUCCCAUCAGCCCCCAGCCAGCUUGGCCAAUGGUCAGAGGUGAUGGGAGUUGUAGUUUAGUAGCAUCGAGAGAGGUCACCCACUUAAUACAAGUAUCGCAUUCCGCACUUCUGUUGUGCAGUUGUGAAAUACAGUGGUACUAAGGUUACAAGCACCUCGGGUUACAAACACUUUGGGUUACAGACUCCGCUAACCUGGAAAUACAGUGGUACCUUGGGUUAAGUACUUAAUUCGUUCCGGAGGUCCGUUUUUUAACCUGAAACUGUUCUUAACCUGAAGCACCACUUUAGCUAAUGGGGCCUCCUGCUGCUGCCACGCCGUCGGAGCCCGAUUUCUGUUCUUAUCCUGAAGCAAAGUUAUUAACCCGAGGUACUAUUUCUGGGUUAGCAGAGUGUGUAACCUGAAGCAUAUGUAACCCGAGGUACCACUGUAGUACCUCGGGUUAAGAACUUUACCUCAGGAUGAGAAUAGAAGUCACGCGGCGGUAGGAGGCCCCAUUAGCUAAAGUGGUACCUCAGGUUAAGAACGGUUUCAGGUUAUUAACAGACCUCUGGAACGAAUUACGUUCGUAACCAGAGGUACCACUGUACAGAAUACCCCAACCCGCCAUCUUGCGAAACGUACCUAGCAUACAGCAAUUAGACCAAUGCCUACUCCACUUUGGCCGGGAUCCAAAUUCCAUUCUGCGAUUAAAACCUUCCUAAGCCUCACGGUUAGUCCUGUCGAUAGUUCCCGCACGUCUCUGCUCCCAACCUCUCUGAAUGUGUGUCUUUUUUCACUUCCUCCUUCCCUCAGUGGUGCGGACGGACAGCUUGAAAGGCCGGCGUGGUCGUUUGCCCUCCAAACCCAAGCAAACUCAAGACACUUCUCCAGUCAGCCUCAUCUCCUCUCUUGUGAGAGCGCACAUAGAUUCCAUACCCAGCGCAACAAAGCUUGAUUAUUCCAAGGUACUUACUGAUCUGCGUUCCUACAGUCUGUGGCACUCGUGGCUGACUUGGGGUGGGGGCGGCGGGGGGAGAAUGUGCCAGGCAGAUAAAUUAAACACAUUUGUACUUUGUUCCUUGUGGGAUGCCCCAAAUGGUCCCGUGGCAGGCUGAAAUGCCCUGAAAUAAUGGUGCCAUUUUAAGUGCCUAGGUAGUCUGACAUGCCAUGGAAUGACUUGGAGCAAAGGGCUAGGCAAUUUAGCAGGGCGAAGCCCUUCCCAACAGAUGCCGCAGGUCCUGUUAAUGGAAUAUGCCUGAGCUGAAGGGGUGGGGGGUUUUGUUUUUGGAUACACUUUCCAGCCCCAAAUCAGCAGCCUAGACACUUGAAAUGGCUCGUGACACUUGAAAUGGCUUGAAAAGACACUAGAAAUGGCUUGAAAUGGCUCGUGAGCAGAGAAUACAAUAUAUUGGAGUAGGACAGCUGGGGGGAAUCACACCUAGCAAACAAUGCAUCCCUUUGGUUUCAGAUAGAAUGUGGGAAAGGGUAAAGGGACCCCUAACCAUUAGGUCCAGUCGUGGCCAACUCUGGGGUUGCGGCACUCAUCUCGCUUUAUUGGCUGAGGGAGCCGGUGUACAGCUUCCGGGUCAUGUGGCCAGCAUGACUAAGCCGCUUCUGGCAAACAGAGCAGUGCACGUAAACGCGAUUUACCUUCCCGCCGGAGCAGUACCGAUUUAUCUACUUGCACUUUGAGGUGCUUUCAAACUGCUAGGUUGGCAGGAGCAGGGACCGAGCAACGGGAGCCGACCCCAUCGCGGGCAUUCGUCUACCCAUGUGCUAUCUGAAACCCAAGGGGCGCAAUGGUUGCCAGAUGUGAAAUACAUUGGCAUUAUUUUCAGCUCUCCUGUGCCAUUAUUAGUAAUCUCUGGCUUGAGAUGCAUUAUUUGGCCAUUCAAAUGAGAGUCUUGAGUUCAUCAAUCUUGAUUCCUCUCUAUCAGCGCUAGCAAGGAGAAUGUCAUUGUGCUAGUGGUAGCGUCUACACUCCUGCCUGUCUCUCUACCCCCUCCCAAAAUAAAAUGAGUGUGUUAUCAGGGGCGGGGGCCAUGAGCUGGGUUGUGCCUGCUCUUCAACCUUUUUGCUUGUUUCCUCCCCUCCCCAGUUCCAGGAAUCUGUCUCCUACCAGUUUGAGAAGGAGGACUGUGUCGACGUGCAGCAGUUCUACGACCUGUUGACAGGCUCGAUGGACGUCAUCCGGAAAUGGGCGGAGAAGAUCCAGGGCUUCCUAGAGCUUCCGAAAGAGGAUCAAGACCUGCUUUUGGAAUCUGCUUUUUUGGAGCUCUUCAUUCUCCGGCUAGCGUACAGGUAAACGUGCAGCAGCAGGGCUGCCGUACGAAACCCACAGUGAUCCGCUUAGCCUCUAAAUUUGAGGCAAGCUCAGUAGGUCACCUCGUAUCGGGUUGCAGGGAUGGUGACAGUACGGCAAAAUAAAACAAACAGAUGCAAGAGGAGAAGGGAAUCCUCCAUAUAUAGACCCAGAGCCCUUGAAUUGAACAUUAUUGCGUUAUGGGCCCUCUAAACAUCUGAUAGGGAUGCGGGUGGCGCUCUGGGUUAAACCACAGAGCCUAGGACUUGCCAUCAGAAGGUUGGCGGUUCGAAUCCCCGUGAUGGGGUGAGCUCCCGUUGCUCGGUCCCUGCUCUUGCCAACCUAGCAGUUUGAAAGCACAAAGUGUAAGUAGAUAAAUAGGUACCACUCUGGCGGGAAGGUAAAUGGCGUUUCCGUACGCUGCUCUGGUUCGCCAGAAGCAGCUUAGUCAUGCUGGCCACAUGACCCGGAAGCUGUACACCGGCUCCCUUGGCCAAUAAAGCGAGAUGAGCACUGCAACCCCAGAGUCGGCCACGACUGGACCUAAUGGUCAGGGGUCCCUUUACCUUUUUAGACAUCUGAUAGGGGACGCUGUGAGCAAAGGAAGCCUUUGUUUACAGUCUCUCCUUCCUUACUCUGGAAGGGAAGGGCUUCCGCGUGUCAUGCUGGGACAAGGGAAUUGUGGGAGAGAGAAGACCACAGGUGCUGUUUUUGCCCCAAAGUGGGUGGGUAGGAGAGCCCAGUGGGAGCAGACAUGGCUUUCAUAGCCAGUUCAGGAGGCUCCUCGACUCAAGACCUCUGUCUGGAACAAAUGCUGUGCCUGCCUGUGACCCUGGGAUUCCAAGUUCCAGUGAAGCAGCAGCGUUUGGCAAUGAGCUCCAACUGCCCAGUCCAGGCCAACAUUGCCCGGCAAACUCCCAUGGCUUGCCCUGCUGGCUCUAUGCCCUUCCCUCCAGUGGCCGACACACACUGUCCAAGUUUCAACUCAAACCGUGCUCUCUCUCUCUCUCUUGCAGGUCCAAGCCAGAAGAAGGCAAGCUGAUAUUCUGCAACGGGGUGGUGCUCCAUCGGAUGCAGUGUGUCCGAGGCUUUGGAGAGUGGAUCGACUCCAUCAUCGAGUUCUCCCAGAGCCUCCACCGCAUGAACAUCGAUGUGCCCUCCUUCUCCUGCCUCGCGGCGCUUGUCAUCAUCACAGGUAGGCCCGGCGCCCACAUCGCUGGGGGGGUUCUCCGGGGUGCACGGGUGUGGCUGCGGAAAGCGCAGGUUGAUAGGCAGGAUCGAGGAAGCCCCGGAUCUCUGGAAGGGAGGUGCUUAAGGCUGCCAACCAGUUUGCGACAUCUCUAGGCGCCUUUAGAGAAAGGGAUAGAUCAGAUCUACUUGCUCUGGGAGGGACGCAGGUGGCGCUGUGGGUUAAACCACAGAGCCUAGGACUUACCGAUCAGAAGGUCGGCGGUUCGAAUCCCCACGACGGGGUGAGCUCCCGUUGCUUGGUCCCUGCUCCUGCCAACCUAGCAGUUCGAAAGCACGUCAAAGUGCAAGUAGAUAAAUAGGUACCGCUCCAGUGGGAAGGUAAACGGCGUUACCAUGCGCUGCACUGGUUCACCAGAAGCAGCUUAGUCAUGCUGGCCACAUGACCCGGAAGCUGUAUGCCGGCUCCCUCGGCCAAUAAAGCGAGAUGAGCGCCGCAACCCCAGUCGGCCACGACUGGACCUAAUGGUUAGGGGUCCCUUUACCUUUACUUGCUCUGGGAGGGGCUGUCCAGCAAUAUCUGGAAGGCACCACCGCUCCAGUCCUGAAGGCCGAGCCCAGGCGUGGCUUGGCGAGGGAGGGAGCCUGUCGUGGGUGCGCCCAGUUGUUUCCCCUUGUGCCCUUUCAAAAAUCUGCGCCCGGUGACACAGUCCCCCUGGUCCUUCUUUCGCUACGUCUCGACACCUGAGUAGCAUGGAACACCAUGAGAUACUUAUGGGACCUUAGGGAGCCCAACAUGUCUGACUGCAUCAGGGAGAAUAAUAAAUAAGAAUAAUUGUUUAUUUACACCCCGCCCUUCCUGGUUCAGAAAACCAGGCUCAGGGCAGCUAACAACAAAUUUAAAACACUUAUUGAUGCAACGAAAAACAGCAUAAAAUACAGUAUAAAAUGUGAAUAGCAAUAAAUUCAGGAUUCAAAAAUCCAUCAAAUAAACAUUAGGUGAUCACCAGGGCUAGCUGCCUAAAUUAGUCCUAUUUGGGCCAGCGAGGAGACCAGGGGAGAAUUAGCUGUGGGAUCCCGGAGCGGGUAAUCUUAAUAAAAAGGGGAGAGGGAGGGAAGGAAAGAUCAGGCUAAGUUCAAAUUGAAAGCCAGGUGGAAUAGCUCUGUCUUACAGGCCCUGCGGAAGGAAGUAAAAUCCUGCAGGGCCCUGGUCUCAUGGGACAGAGCAUUCCACCAGGUCGGAGCCAUCACUAAGAAGGCCCUGGCCCUGGUGGAGGAUAAUCUGACUUCCUUAGGGCCUGGGACCUCUAUAAACUAUGGUUAUUUAAAGUCCUCUUCGGGGCAUACCAGGAGAAGUCCUUGGUUCGCUCUCGUGUUUAACAGCUCCUUCCCUAUUCUUUUUUUGCUGCCGCCGCCAUUUCCUCCUUCUCACCGGCGUCUCCAAACCAGACCGCCAUGGGUUAAAAGAGCCAAAGAAGGUUGAAGACCUCCAGAACCGCAUUGUCAGCUGCCUUAAAGACCACGUGACUUCCACCACCAACGAGCAGCUCCACCCGAACUGCCUCUCCAGGCUGCUGGGCAAGCUCCCCGAACUCCGCACCCUGUGCACUCAAGGGCUCCAGCGCAUCUUCUACCUGAAGCUCGAGGAUCUGGUCCCCCCGCCGCCCAUUGUGGACAAAAUAUUCAUGGACACGCUGCCUUUCUGAGGACUCCAAAAGAAGGAAGGAAGGAAGCUGCCGUGAAUCUGUGGUUCUUCCUGUUUGGGGGGAGGGUGGCUUUAUAUAUAUAUAUAUAUAUAUAUAUAUAUUUGGGGGUGGUGGCAGAUGGACAGAAACUGGCAGAGGGGAUUUCCUUGCCACCCCAUCACCUGGAGGGGAGUUUGCAGGGACAUUUUUCUCCCCCAGAGACAUUACAGAGGAUGUUUAAAAUUUUUAAGCCUAGUGGUCGGAUGACGAAGGCCACUAGCGUUAUCAUGCCCCGCCCCCUUUUCUCCUUUUGUCCACCCUUUUGGAUCUUGGAGUUUAGUGGGACAUUGCUCUCCUUCUCUCAUCUCCUCUUCCUCUCUCUGAACUUCGGACAACUUUUUUGGAGUUUGUGUUCUUCUUUUUUUUAACCUUGUGGGGAGCGGGGGGGGGGGGGAUAUCCCGGUGUGCCUUCUAGGGUUACAUGCACAAUAUCCCUAAAUAAUGCUGCCUUUCCCAUGUAACUUGCCAACGGCUCCACACGUGCAAUGCGACGCCUAAAUUCCAUACAGUUGCACAGAUCAGCUUUGUGUAAUACAUGUGGAAUAUGUUGGUGUUUUGUGUUUUUUGUUGUUUUUUUUAAUAGUCAAAGGCUGGUUAGGGAUUUAAAAAAAAAAAAAUAAUUGCCUUCUCUUACUUUAUCCAUGUUCCUGGCCCUGGCAAAGAAUUCCCUCUCAAGUAUGGGAACUGGAUGAGUUUUUUUUGUUUUUCCAACUCCCUUCCGUAAAAGCUGCUUGCAAUCUUGAACUCGGUGCAACUUGGGGGAAGUGGCGGCACAGUUUUGCCGUAAGUAAGCACAUAUCCCUCUGAUAGCUUGUUCUUCCCACCUGCCGCUUCGUCAGGGGCAGCCAAGUUUUGUCGGAUGGUGUUUUUGUGUUCUUUUUUGUGUGCGUAAAAGUUGUAUAUAAGAGGAUGGGCACGUUGGCUUUGUAAAUACAGAUGAAUGGAUGAUUGAAUGAAUGGCAGAGGAGGGAAAGCGGGGGGGGGCGGGCUCUUCUGUAUGAGCCGCUGAGAAAUCUGCUUCGCCCUAAAUUUGUAGGACACCUUCUGCCUUUCUGUGUAUAUAACUUUGUAUUGAAAAGUCUGCCAAACUUUCUUUUUUUUUUUUGACAUUUAUAUUUGUCUAUCCCUCCUUUCCAAUUUCCAGUAUGUGACUUUUUUCCAAUUAUUAAUAUAUAUUUAAUAUAUUGAAUUAAAAAAAAAAACCUGAGUAGAUGUACUUCU